This is a messenger RNA of Bactrocera tryoni, 966 nucleotides long. RefSeq names its product kxDL motif-containing protein CG10681. The record is from RefSeq and is a predicted model, not a curated record. Gene Ontology annotation, biological process: lysosome localization. Gene Ontology annotation, cellular component: BORC complex. The coding region runs from base 155 to 844 and encodes 229 amino acids. NCBI's taxonomy places the organism in Eukaryota, Metazoa, Arthropoda, Insecta, Diptera, Tephritidae. The transcript has 2 exons.
AAUUAGUUUGUCCACCCUACAAUUGAAAUGUAAUAACAUACCUGGCUGUGAAUGUACGUUUGUUUUAUCUUAAUAGAGUGAAAACAAAAUCAAUAAGCAAUAUAAAGGAAAACAAAGUAAAACUUUUGGAUUCAAAUUGAACAUCAGAGAUACAAUGGCUCAGAACUUUCAGGGAGUGCAAUCUCCUACUGCCAAGAGUAAUAAUGGUAACGCAACGGAGAAUGUUACACCCGAAAGUGAAUUUGAAGGAUUCCACAACUAUACGGCGGCUGAAGUCUUUAUCCAAGGAUUGGCUGGAUUAGUCAAUCAAGGAGACGUUGAAACUAUGAUAAGAGCCCAAAAGCAAAUGCUACAGCGGUUCGAAAAAACGAAUGAAAUGAUGCUAAACUGUAACCAGUUAUCACAAAGUCGUCUUAAAAAUGCGAAUGAUGAUUUCAAAAAACAUGUGAAACUACUAACUGAAAUGAAAAAGGAUCUGGAUUACAUUUUUAGGAAAGUGCGUUCCAUAAAACAAAAGCUAAGCCAACAGUAUCCUUUAGACUACGCUGAGGCCCAACCUCAACGAAGUAGUUUAGCAGAGGAGGCAGAAGAUGAGACAGAAGCAAAGAGUUCAAAAUCGAAUGUAGAGAAAAAAAGUGUGGAAUGUUGUACUAAUGUUGAUGAUACAUCUUCGAAACCCAUUAGAGAUUCUUUAAAUAAAAGCACCACAGUUGAGUAUGUGCAAAUGGAAGAAGCCGUGGACAAUGGCAAACCCAUUGAAAACGAGUUAAUUAAACGUGUAUGCUCAAUUGAAACGACAAACCCCAAUGACUCCUCAGACGCUACAUCUGAGGACACUGGCUAGGCAAUACUUAAAGUCUAUAUAUGUAAUUUAGUAUUAAAUUAAUGUAUUUUAUUUAAAAUUAGAAUAAGACAAUACAAAUGAUGUAUAAAUCCAUAAAAUAUAAUUUACAAUAUUAUUUGAUA